AUGGCCGAGUCCCAGCUGAGCUGCCUGGACGAGGCGCACGUGAACGAGAGGGUGACCGAGGCGCAGGCCGCCUUCUACUACUGCGAGCGGCGGCGGGCCGCGCUGGAGGCGCUGCUGGGCGGCGGCGAGCAGGCCUACCGCGAGCGGGUCAAGAAGGAGCGGCUUCGGGACUUCCUCUCCAGCCAGGAGCGUCAGGCCCUCCGCGCCUCCUGGAGCCCCUACGAGGAUGCCGCCGCCGCCGCCGCCGCUGCGGCUCGGGGCAAGAGCAAGGCCAAGGCCAAGGCCCCAGCCCAGGCCCCUGCCGAGCCCGAAGAGUCCCUCGCCUACUGGCCCGACCGCUCUGACACCGAGGUGCCCCCGCUGGAUCUGGGCUGGACGGAAACCGGCGUCUACCGCGGCGUGAGCCGCGUCACCCUCUUUACCCACCCCCCCAAGGAGGAGAAGGCGCCCCACCUCAAGCAGGUGGUCAGGCAGAUGAUCCAACAGGCGCAGAAGGUCAUUGCUGUGGUCAUGGACCUCUUCACUGAUGGCGAUAUCUUCCAAGACAUCGUAGAUGCUGCGUGUAAGCGCCGGGUCCCUGUGUACAUCAUCCUGGAUGAGGCAGGUGUGAAGUUUUUCCUGGAGAUGUGUCAGAGCCUGGAGCUUGCUGACUACCGUAUUCGAAACAUCCGUGUUCGCUCUGUGACAGGUGUUGGCUUCUACAUGCCCAUGGGGAAGGUCAAGGGGACCCUGUCAUCAAAGUUCCUAAUGGUAGAUGGUGAAAAAGUGGCCACUGGAUCUUACAGGUUCACCUGGAGCUCCUCCCACGUGGACAGGAACCUUCUCCUCCUCCUGACCGGGCAGAACGUGGAGCCCUUCGACGUGGAGUUCCGGGAGCUGUACGCCAUCUCCGAGGAGGUGAACUUGUACCAGCAGCUGAGCCUGGCAGGAGGUGCCGGGAGGCUCGGCCCCAACUACUCCUCCACCGUGGCUCGCAAGCUGAUCAACCCCAAGUACGCCCUGGUGGCGGGCAGCCGCCACCCACCGGGCGAGUUGAUGCGCUGGGCCGCCCGGCAGCAGCGGGAGGCGGGCGGCGACCCCGAGGGGCAGGAGGAGGGUGGCAGGGGCGGCGAGGCGGCCCGGCGCCUGGAGAGCUUCCUGAACGACCUGGUCACGCUGGAGCAGGUGCUGCCCCCCGUGGAGGCCAUUCCCUCCGGGGAGCUGCUGCGGAAGGACGGCAGGGUGGUCUCCCACCUGCACGUGGACCUGAAGCCCAAGCCCCGAGAGGCGCUUGUCCGAAACGGCAAGGGAGAAGCCGCCAACGGGGAGGCCACGGCGGCCAAGGAGGGCAAGCGCUUUAGCACCAGGCUCUUCAGCCGCAGGGCCAAGCGGCCCCCGGUGCCCAACGGCACGGCCAGCUCCCUCUCCACCGAGACCUUUGCGGAAGUGGAGUUUGUGCCCGGGAAGAGGCCCAGCGAGGGCUCCAGCGCUGACAUCUCAGGUAAAACAAAUCCCAGUCCUUCCAAGGCCAGCAAUUGUGUGAUCUCCUGAGCCACGAGCCAGCGGUGGGCAGGACCUGUGGAUAUCCCCAGCCCUGUCCUAUGGAGAAUACAGGUCAAACGCUGCACCAGUUUGCACUUCGGACCCUUACUUGCUUCCUGCCCAACGGCCUCCAUCCUGGCCUCAGGGACCCUCAGUCCCACAUGGGAGAGUCUGCAGCACGUCAGGACAAUCACAUGCCUCUGCAAGACUGUCGGCCGCCGGGCAGGGGUCACUCCUUCUUGUUUACAUGAAGUGGAAGCUUGACUAAUGUCUGCUCUCCUUUAUGCCAGACCCCCUCCCUCCACUGGGCCAGCCUUGCCCUGUAGGUCCUCAGAUGGGGUGAGUCCAGGUCUUUCUGCCUAAUGCCAUAGGGUGUCCAGGGCAGCCCCAGCUCCCUGACUUCUCUUUCCCAGGCUUCCUGGAGCUUCUGGUCCCCCAGGAGGCUUGGUGGGAUGUGCGGGAAGAGGAGGGGCUCUGAGCCAGGGAGCCAGUCUUCCCCGAGGCUCCGAACUCAAGGUGGAAGGGGCGGCUGGGGCGGCUGGGGCGCCGGCUGCACUGGCCUUCCCAGCCCAGUUCCCGCAGCCUCCCGUACUAGGCCCAGAGUGAAGUGAGGGACAGGCCUCUCCUCAGCCAGUGGCAGAAUCUGACUGCCAUUCAGGGAGCCCUCGUACUGAAGUCUCCUUCCCCUCCCUUCCCACAUCUUAGCAGUCUUAGCAGUGUUCACGCCAGGGCCCCAGACCUCCUUGGCUGUUGCCUGUUGCGAGCACACAUGGGGGCUUUUCUAGUGCCUUUACCCAGGGCUGCUCCGUCCUUUAAAUGUGCCUUGAUUUGCAGCCCAGGGCAGGGAGAGAGAGCUUGGCGGGGGGGUGGGGGAGGUUCAAGUGGCUUGGGAGGUUGAGCCCUGCAGACAAGAGCAUUUGGCCUCUCCCCCGCCCCCGAGGGGUCCCCAGCCCCCUUCGCCAGCCAGUGUGCCUUCUCUAGCUACAUUCCAGCCAAAGACCAGCUUUCGCCUCCUGCCAAAGGUCAGGCUGCAUUUAGGAGCCUUAGCCUCCCCUCGGUGCCACAACGUCGGGCCAGGGACAGCAGCCUCAAGCUGCACACUGCCCUCUCCCCACUUGUGUGGCUGGUGGGGUCUGAGGAAAGAUUUCUGGAAGGGACAGCAGAGGAAUUGCCAAAUUGCAGGCUCUGUGAGCCAACUGCUGGGGGUCCCUAGACACAGGGGGCCGAGGGGCCACAUGGCCCAGUGGAAGCUCCCCCAGGCCACCUCUUUCAGCCUCUUGUGAACCAGACUUUGUGUCUUUCCUUCUGCAGAAACCCUGGGGCCCCAGUAGCAUUUAAGGGAGGGACCCAGAUCCGGGCUUGAGGGAGAGCACUGGGGGGCACCGAGGCGAAGCAGGAGGCGGGGUGGCCCAAUGCACUUGUUGGAGGAGAACCUGGCCUCUGGCAGGGGGAACGGAGGGGGCAGGGAAAGGAAAGCAAAGGUGAGCCUGGCUCCCAGGGGCCCCUCUCUCUAUCCUGAGGCUAGCUUGUAGGGUGCUGGGGGUGGGGGGCAGGGAGUCCCCA
Molecule: messenger RNA, 3084 nt
Organism: Hyaena hyaena (striped hyena)
Lineage: Eukaryota; Metazoa; Chordata; Mammalia; Carnivora; Hyaenidae
Gene: SACK1F
Product: family with sequence similarity 83 member F
Exons: 5
Coding region: 1-1530 (509 amino acids)
Source: RefSeq, a predicted model, not a curated record